AUGUCCGAUGGCUCGAGAAAUUUUGUGAAUCUUUCUUCUAGAGCGCAGUCAGCGCAGCUCAAAACACUCGACGGAAAAGUCUAUACGUCCGUGUCGACACAAUCGUUCAUGUCGAUUAAGGCGAACGGAGCGCAUAAGGCGCAACAGGCGGAGAUGGACACUGCAACAACCCCCAGAAAAAGAAAGCAUGAUCAUGAAGCCAAAGAUUCUUCCAAAAAGAAGAAGAACAAGAAACAGCGGAUAGAGGAGGAUGCCAACGAUACACCGCCACCGGCACAAGCAUCACCAAUCGAGACACCCAAGAAGAGCAAGAAGAAGAAGAAGAGAAGAGACAAAGCGGAUGCAAGUCCUGGGUUGCAAGAAGAAAUUGAACAAACCGACAAAGUGAACGGGGUUGAGGUGGAUCAAGAGGAAGCAGUUGAUGCAAUCGAAGAAGACAGCAACCUCGAGCAAGAUGUUUUGGAGAGUCCUCAGGUAGAGGAGAUUCUCGCAGAUCUACUCGAGUCGUCUGACCCCUCAUCAUUCUACUCUACGCGCCUGUCUCUCUAUGUCUCGAUACCUGCCAUCGCCCUCGAAUCGGCUAGCUCCUCAAUUCUCGCAGCCCACCUGGCACCCCUCCUUCUCACAUACUUUCCCCCUGCAAAAGGAAUUGUCCUUGGAUUUUCCGACCCUGUCCUUUCGGCCAAGCCAGAUAGUUCGGCCAACCUGCCACUACUAGCUCCAGAUUCUGCAGAGGUGCGCCCCGGGACCGAAGUUCUCGCACGAACAGCCGACGAGUUUGGCGUCUGUUGGACAUGGCUCACCGUCACAUUGUUGACAUUUCGACCAGAGAGGGGAGAUGAGUUAUAUGGAUGGACCAAUGUCACUUCGGAGGGAUUUAUUGGGCUGGUCAGUUACAACUAUUUUCAGUCGGCCAUCGGACAAAACCGAAUACCUCAGGAAUGGACGUGGAAUGGGCCUCAUAAAGGUCAGGGUGGAAAGGGGAGAAAAGGCAGAAAGGCUAGACUGCGGGAUGAAGAUGGAACGUCGAAAGAACAAGAUAUCGAUAUGUUGGACGAAGGUUCCCAACCUCAGGAUCCUGCUGGCCCGACGGAGUCGACAGAUGAAAUCGGAUUUUUCACAGACGAAACUGGGAACAAAGUGUCCAGCACGCUCACAUACCGAGUACUUGACACUGAAGUGGUCCCCGGACACGAUCGACACACCUGGUCACUCCAGAUUGACGGAACCUUGUUGAACAAGGAUGCUGAGCAAAAGGCGCUCGAAGAAGAUCGGCUCAGGUUUGAGAGAAUUCAACAGUCAGGUGCUCGACCCGAGAUAUCCGCAGUUGGCGCGUUCAUGACGGGAGCGAGAGGUCUGAGCCGUGAAGGCAGUGUGACGUCGAGGCUAUCUGCUCCUGCACAGACACCAUCCAGGAUCCGCAGUUGAAUUGGUGACCACCGAUGAUUCUGAGCAAGAUCCUAGAACCGUGGCCCAUCAUGUCUUCGUGGAUGAUAGCGUUGAUCAAUUAGGGAUUCAAGGCGUCACUGGCGUUGAAGCAAAUGGAAACAUUUUUGGCUGGCACAUGCAUUCUGAUUCCUUAGUCGCAUUUCAUUGGCUGGAUCAUGUUAACAAUCAGUGGACAUUCAUUGGUCGACAGCCGGACGGAAACAUCCGUGGGUGGUCCACCGACGGAACAAUGACGCAAAGCAUCCGGCGCGUCGUGGUCUCUCGACCGAGACUUUUGGAGAAGGUGCAACGAUUAAUUUGUCAGGGAACAAUUCAGGACCAGGUAAACGUGCAGGACAGUAAUGGGAUGGGUCCAUGACAUGUUCUUCCGACCGAAUAUGAAGUCAUGAGGAUAUCUAUCGAAGAUCAAUGGCAGUUGAGGAGCCAGAGCGACCAUAAGCAGCGAGCUUUGAGAGGCACCCCUCGCACCUGCCUCAUUUGCUCCACGUGUAUGAC
Molecule: messenger RNA, 1944 nt
Organism: Exophiala mesophila
Lineage: Eukaryota; Fungi; Ascomycota; Eurotiomycetes; Chaetothyriales; Herpotrichiellaceae
Exons: 1
Coding region: 1-1428 (475 amino acids)
Biological process (GO): DNA-templated transcription initiation
Cellular component (GO): RNA polymerase I complex
Source: RefSeq, a predicted model, not a curated record